UGAGCAUAUUGAGACAGCCACUGUCAUAGAACCAGGAAGAAGGAAGGUGGGUUAGCCCCCCCUAAAAAAGAUACCAUCACAAAGCAGUUGGAGAACGUUCCUUAGAAAACCAUGGGGGUCUCCAGGUGGAAGAUCGCAGGGGUUGUCUUAACGACUGUUUUAAGUUUAUUACUGCCAAUUCGAGCAGAUGAACACGACCACAAGUACACGGAUAAAGAGGAGGUGGUUCUAUGGAUGAAUACUGUGGGCCCUUAUCACAACAGACAGGAGACUUAUAAGUACUUCUCUCUACCAUUCUGUGUGGGUAAGAAGAAAACUAUUAGUCAUUACCAUGAGACAUUAGGAGAGGCGCUACAGGGAGUUGAAUUAGAAUUCAGCGGUCUGGACAUCAAAUAUAAAGACGAGGUGUUGCAGACAACAUACUGCGAAAUUGACCUGGACAAAGCUAAAAGAGAUGCGUUUGUCUACGCCAUCAAGAACCACUACUGGUACCAAAUGUACAUAGAUGACCUUCCCAUCUGGGGAAUUGUUGGUGAAGCUGACGAGAAUGGGGAGGACCAUUAUCUCUGGACUUACAAAAAGCUGGAGAUCGGAUACAAUGGGGAUAGAAUCGUGGACGUUAACCUGACCAGCGAGGGCAAAGUCAAGCUUGUGCCAAACACAAGAAUUCCCAUGUCUUACUCUGUGAAAUGGAAGAAAUCUGAUGUGAAAUUUGAGGACAGAUUUGACAAAUACCUUGAUCCAUCCUUCUUUCAACACAGAAUUCACUGGUUCUCAAUAUUCAACUCCUUUAUGAUGGUGAUUUUCCUGGUGGGUCUUGUUUCAAUGAUCCUGAUGAGGACGUUAAGGAAAGACUAUGCCAGAUACAGCAAAGAAGAGGAAAUGGAUGACAUGGAUCGUGAUCUUGGCGAUGAGUAUGGAUGGAAACAGGUUCAUGGUGAUGUGUUCAGGCCGUCCAGCCAUCCGCUGAUCUUCUCCUCCCUCAUCGGCUCUGGAUGCCAGAUCUUCUCUGUUUCUUUUAUAGUUAUUGUUUUGGCAAUGAUUGAGGACUUGUAUACAGAGAGAGGCUCCAUGCUUAGUACAGCCAUAUUUGUUUAUGCUGCUACGUCCCCAGUCAAUGGCUACUUUGGUGGCAGUCUGUAUGCAAAACAAGGAGGCAGGAGAUGGAUCAAACAGAUGUUUAUAGGAGCUUUUCUGAUUCCUGCCAUGGUGUGUGGCACAGCAUUCUUCAUCAAUUUCAUCGCCAUCUACUACCACGCCUCCAGAGCCAUCCCAUUCGGCACCAUGGUUGCGGUCUGCUGCAUCUGUUUCUUUGUAAUUCUACCACUAAACCUGGUGGGGACAAUUCUGGGCAGGAACCUGUCUGGCCAGCCCAACUUUCCCUGCAGGGUCAAUGCUGUACCCAGGCCCAUCCCUGAGAAGAAAUGGUUCAUGGAACCAGCUGUUAUCGUGUGUCUGGGUGGCAUCCUUCCAUUCGGAUCAAUAUUUAUUGAGAUGUACUUCAUUUUCACAUCCUUCUGGGCUUACAAGAUAUACUAUGUGUAUGGAUUUAUGAUGCUGGUGCUUGUGAUCUUGUGCAUCGUGACGGUCUGUGUUACCAUUGUCUGUACCUACUUCCUUCUCAACGCAGAAGACUACAGAUGGCAAUGGACAAGCUUUCUCUCAGCAGCAUCAACAGCAGUUUACGUUUACAUGUACUCCUUCUACUACUAUUUCUUCAAAACAAAGAUGUAUGGAUUAUUUCAGACGUCAUUCUAUUUUGGUUACAUGGCUGUGUUCAGUACCGCUCUGGGAAUCAUGUGUGGAGCGGUGGGUUACAUGGGAACAAGUGCCUUCGUGAGGAAGAUCUACACAAAUGUGAAAAUCGACUAGAAGCUCCACAGUGAUGCUGCAGAUCAGCCGACACUUCCUCCCGAUCAAAGCGGGCACAAAGUCUCCAUUUAUUUUGCAAGAAGAGAUUGUGGUAUCUUGUACAAAAUCUAGUUUUCCAUUUUCUCUAUGAAUUAAAACUUGCGACACGAUGCGUACACAAGGGUAAAAUGAAAGGUGAAACAAACAGGACUUUUAAUUUUUAAUUUUAUUUGAUCAGAUUUUUGUUUUUCCCUCCGGUUGAAAUGCAGACCGUAAAUGCAGAUAAACGGGAAAAGAAAGUACACCACAGCAUUGCUCCUAUUUCUUAUAAAGCUAUUCCACCCAAGAACCAUUGAACAGAUCUUUAUUGAU
This is a messenger RNA of Triplophysa rosa, 2223 nucleotides long. RefSeq names its product transmembrane 9 superfamily member 3 (gene tm9sf3). NCBI's taxonomy places the organism in Eukaryota, Metazoa, Chordata, Actinopteri, Cypriniformes, Nemacheilidae. Gene Ontology annotation, cellular component: membrane. The record is from RefSeq and is a predicted model, not a curated record. The coding region runs from base 112 to 1872 and encodes 586 amino acids. Gene Ontology annotation, biological process: protein localization to membrane. The transcript has 15 exons.